CGCUGCCGCCUUGGGUUGGGGGCCCGUCACUCGGCAGCUGCAGUUGACGGAACAAACGACAAGAUCACGAGCUGUCACGACUGACGGACCAAAAGCUACUACCUAGAGCUAUCAACCACCGCAGCGCCCAACAUCUUGCCGCCGCCAAACCGACGAUUUCGAUUCUCCUCCGUGCGCAUAAUACCAAACAACAAAACCAAGCGCAAUCAUCAUCACCACGACGUGAUUAAAAGUACGCCCGACGAGUUUGCCCGCCUUUCGAACAAUUCGUCGAUACAAUCCAUCCGUCUAGCGUCAUCAGCUUCAGUCCAGCUGGUCCCAUCCCUCUAUACCUACACACACAAAUCACAACAUUCACAAUGGCCUCAACACAACCCAAGAACGACGCCAAGUCGACCGAGCCCAAGCCCGAGCAGCCCGUUACCGAGAAGAAGACGGCCGUGUUGGAGGAGGACGACGAGUUUGAGGACUUCCCCGUCGAUGACUGGGAAGCCGAAGACACAGAAGCCGCCAAGGGCAACAACGAGGCCAAGCACCUAUGGGAGGAGUCCUGGGACGACGACGACACGAGCGACGACUUUUCCGCCCAGCUAAAGGAGGAGCUCAAGAAGGUUGAGGCUGCCAAGAAGCGGUAAUCGGAGGACUUUCGAAGCUUGUACAAAGUAUGAUAUGAGGGGAGGACAGGCGCAUCAAUACAAUGUUGACCAAAGUUUCAGUCCGGGAUCUUGCGGUGACAUUGCUGUGCGAGGCUUCGAUAUGCGAGUGAAAGGUGAAGGAGACCCUCCGACUAUAAAGAGACAAUAUCCGGAGACGUACCGACUUGUGUAGUCAUUGACACAAGUCAUUGGGUAUCAACACGGGAUUGAGAUGAUCUGCAUAGACUUCGUCUCGAACUUGGUGCAUAAACUCGAAUAAUAUCUUGGGAUGAACCAGAUUCGUCAAGCUUAUCCGCACAUCACACUUCGAAUCAUAAAAACUGGACUUUAACUGUUUUGUUCUAUUUAUCGACUUUGGACUGAGUGCCUAUCAUAGACUGGCCCUGCUAAUCCUUCCAAGGACCCUUUAUCAUCAUAUGUUUU
Molecule: messenger RNA, 1079 nt
Organism: Neurospora crassa OR74A
Lineage: Eukaryota; Fungi; Ascomycota; Sordariomycetes; Sordariales; Sordariaceae
Exons: 3
Coding region: 360-635 (91 amino acids)
Biological process (GO): double-strand break repair via homologous recombination; mRNA export from nucleus; proteasome assembly
Cellular component (GO): proteasome complex; proteasome regulatory particle, lid subcomplex
Source: RefSeq, a predicted model, not a curated record